Messenger RNA from Abrus precatorius (Indian licorice), 1247 nucleotides. Its product is annotated as auxin-responsive protein SAUR36-like. Bases 502 to 984 code for a protein of 160 amino acids. NCBI's taxonomy places the organism in Eukaryota, Viridiplantae, Streptophyta, Magnoliopsida, Fabales, Fabaceae. The record is from RefSeq and is a predicted model, not a curated record. Gene Ontology annotation, biological process: response to auxin. The transcript has a single exon.
UUAAUAUUUUUUAUGUUUUUAUUACAUUCUGGUAUUGAUCACUCACUUCUUUGUCUCUCUAUUUCUGUGUUUACACCCAACAGGUGCGCAUGUAACUCUUUUUCCUUUUGCACCGCUUAACAAAUCGCAAUAAAAGGCGUGUCCCUUGGGCUUCAUCAUUUGCCCAAUCUCCUACGCUGUUUUGGAUCUAAUGGCUUUACUCUUGACGGUUCCGAAAUGAAACACAAUUGGUAAGGUUGGUUUGAAGAUCAUGUCAAAUAUACCCACAUCCCUCUCUGAGAUUUGCCUCACCCAAUUUCGCCUUGCCAUGUCCAUAGCAGACCCAUGGCCCUUCUCAUGAACCCCACCGCACACUACCACCACACACUUCUCUUAGCUUCCAUUGCCAUACCCAACAGUGCUUCUCUCUCUUAAUUCACUCGCCCAACUUUAUAUAUGCUUCAAAACUUUUAUGUUGACACGUAAUUUACGUAUUUUUAGUGAGCUUACGUCGACAGAUACAUGUACAAGAUUCGGGGAUUCAAGCUGAGGAAGCGCCUGAUCCGGAUCUCCAGAUGGGUCACAAGGAAGAUCCAGAUCCGAAACCGACUUCGGUACCAUCGGCUGGGUGGUCGUCCUCAAUCGCCGGCGAAAAGGCCCAUCACGAAGCUCCUCACGUGGGGUCGGAAGCUGAAGGCAAGUGCCAAGUCCUUCCUGACAGUGAGAGGUGGGUCGGGUUAUGCCCAUAUGGGAUCCGAGCCGGACCAAGGUGUACCCAAAGGGUUCUUAGCCGUGUAUGUAGGGCAGAAGAACGGUGAGUUACACCGCGUUCUGGUGCCGGUAAUAUACUUCAACCACCCUUUGUUUGGGGAAUUGCUGAAGGAAGCAGAGGAGGAGUUCGGGUUCAACCACCCUGGAGGAAUCACCAUUCCGUGCCGGUUCACCGAGUUUGAACGGGUCAAGACCCGAAUCGCAUCCGGAUCCUGUAGAAGCCAACGUCGAUGAUUCGUUCGCUUGGCGCUGAGGUCAUACUCCUUCACCCCGUCACGUAACUGAAAAAACCAAAAUUGCUUUCUAGGAAUUUUUUGCGUCGUUAGUUUUUUCACCUCUUGUUUCCAAUUCUAAUUUUUGAGGUAAGUUUUUGUUAUGUUUCCUAUUUUGCAAAUGCUGUAAUGGUGUGUAUAUUAUAUAUUAAAUACAAGAUUUUUAACUGAACUGUGACGCUGAUUUAGGUACAUAAGUAAUAACAAUUUUAAAAUAUUAAUUUU